UUAGACCAGCACAAGAAUGGAUCGAUAAAGCUUUUCAGAAACCUGAGCAUCUGCUUUUCUCCUCCCAGUGGAUUUCGAGCUAGAGUAACACGUAAGCAUACAGACUGACACAUUACUGCUAGGGUGAACAUGGGGACAGAUUUAGCCUACAACUUUGUCUUCAAAGUGGUUUUAAUUGGAGAAUCAGGGGUUGGAAAGAGCAACCUACUGUCCAGAUUUACCAAAAACGAGUUCAAUCAUGACAGCCGUACAACCAUUGGAGUGGAAUUCAGCACUCGCUCCAUUCAAGUGGAUAGUAUUACCAUCAAGGCCCAGAUCUGGGACACUGCAGGUCUAGAGCGCUACAGGGCGAUUACCUCAGCUUAUUACAGGGGAGCCGUGGGUGCGCUGCUGGUUUAUGACAUCACCAAGCACCUGACGUAUGAGAAUGUGGAGCGAUGGCUGAAGGAGCUGUAUGACCACGCUGAUCCUCACAUAGUAGUCAUGCUUGUGGGAAAUAAAGGUGACCUGGGAAAUGUACGCACUGUGCCAACAGAGGAGGCGAAGGACUUUGCAGAGGCCAAAGGCUUACUUUUUAUGGAGACGUCCGCAUUAGAGUCAACUAAUGUCGAAUCUGCCUUCCUUGAAGUUCUAACAGCAAUACACAAGAAAGUUGCUAGUAAAGAGGUCACCAGAGGCUCGAUCAGCGCGGUGACUCUGGGCCCCUCCAGUGAGUUUAAUGAGGAGAGACGGUCCUGCUGUAACAGCUCCUGAACAGAUGAAUGAACAUCCAGACAAAGGCAUCAAGAGAAAACCAAGACAUUUAUCUGUGACAUGGAUCAUGUCAUACCUGCAUGGAGGCAUUUCUUCAUACUUGACCCUCAGUGGAUGUUCAUAUCAGUGAGCAAAAUGGGAGGGACCCGCAUUUUAAGCAUUAUUGUUUUGUGGCUUGUUUUUUUUACUUUUAAUAGAUGUAAACAGUUGAAACUGAUAAUGUAAGAUAAGAUGUGUUUUUGGCAAUUAUGACUAGACAUGAAUUUUAAUUACUUUGAAUGAAACACAAAUGGGUUGUGCUGUAUUAUAAAGCUAUUUAUAUGGUGUGAAAUGAACAAAAUUUCUAUUUCAGUGCAGAUUUCGGGUCUAUAAACUACAGAUAAAAAUAUAAACCACUCAAUCUUUAAACAAAGUAAAUACCAUCUUGGACUGAUCUAUGAUAUAUUUUUAGUUAGACAUUUCUCAUGGAAAGAAUCUUAUGGAUUUUUCUUGUGUGCAAGAAAAAAUUUCCAUUAUAGAAAUUGGAAGAUGCUCUGUACACUGCUGCAGCUUGCAAAAUUCAUUAUAUUUAAUGAAACAGCAAUAUUUUAGUCUUAAAGGGUUAGUUCACCCAAA
Molecule: messenger RNA, 1368 nt
Organism: Sinocyclocheilus rhinocerous
Lineage: Eukaryota; Metazoa; Chordata; Actinopteri; Cypriniformes; Cyprinidae
Product: ras-related protein Rab-25-like
Exons: 5
Coding region: 130-753 (207 amino acids)
Molecular function (GO): GTP binding; GTPase activity
Source: RefSeq, a predicted model, not a curated record